GGUCCCUCUCGGCAGUCCCUAACACCGUACCACCUCAACGGCAUGGAGUGUGAGUAGCAAGAAUCUAUCAACAUGCAGGAAUCUGCCAAUGCCCUGGCGAUGGAUGGGUACUGUAACAAUGUGCCAGCCUUCCUUACUAAGCUUUGGACACUGGUCGAAGACCCUGAUACCAACCAUCUGAUAUGCUGGAGUGUGAACGGAACCAGUUUCCAUGUUUUCGACCAAGGAAGGUUUGCCAAGGAAGUGUUACCAAAAUACUUCAAGCACAACAACAUGGCCAGUUUUGUGAGACAACUGAAUAUGUAUGGAUUCAGGAAAGUGGUAAACAUUGAGCAGGGUGGGUUGGUAAAGCCAGAACGAGAUGACACAGAGUUUCAGCACUUGUACUUCUUGCAAGGACAUGAACAUCUCCUAGAGCACAUCAAGAGAAAGGUAUCUGUUGUAAAGAGUGAAGAAACAAAGCUGAGACACGAGGAUGUAAGCCGACUGCUAUACGAAGUCCAAACCUUGCGUGGACAGCAGGAGAACACCGAGUGUCAGAUGCAAGAUAUGAAGCAGCAGAAUGAGGUCCUAUGGCGCGAGGUUGUUUCGCUCAGGCAGAAUCACUCUCAACAGCAGAAGAUAAUCAAUAAGUUAAUCCAGUUUCUGUUUGGACAACUGCCCCCUGGCCCCACCAGCUCCGGGAUAAAGAGAAAGAUCCCUCUCAUGUUGGAUGAUGGUAACUCCGCCCUCCCACUUUCCAAAUUCAGCAGACACCUUCCAAUGGAUUCCCUCCAUGUUCCGUAUUAUAUUCAAUCGCCAUCAGCAGAUCCCGCGUCAUCAAUGGGCGGUUCUGCUGCCAAUGCUGGGCCGAUCAUAUCAGACGUGACAGAGUCUACACCCACUAACACAGGAAUAGCACCAGCCACAGCAGAUGGAGAAAGGAGUAAAUGCCUUCUACUGAUUAAAGAAGAGCCCAUUAGUCCAGGAAUGAAGGGAUCCACGGAGGCGGAUAUGUCUUUGAGCAAUUGCGGUGCUUGCUCAGAUCCUCCUGUCCUUCCAGUUGCAAUGGUCCAGUCUAUAUUGGAAGGGAAAGAAAGCUGCAAUACCCCACAGCCCUCUGGGUCACAGCAAUUGGAGGGACAAGGGCAAAGGAACCCAAUGGAAAGGCCUGAGCUCUCGGAUACUUUGGAUAGCACUGAUGUCAGUUUGGAGGGUCUCCAGAUGCUAUUGAGAAGUCAACAUUACAACUUGGACUCUGCUGCUGUUCUGGAUGUGUUCAGUGCUGGUCUAUGUGUUAGUGAGUGGAACCUUCCAACGAUGGACACGAGCCUAUCACCGCAACUUCCAGGAGAUUUGGAGAAGAAUGUAGCUGAGUUGCCCUCAAAGUGCCUUAAUCCACCGUUCAGCUCCUCCUGCCAAGGAAAAGAUUCAGACCUUGAACAUUCUGCUUCUUUCCUGUCUGAAGACAUUGUGAAUCUUACUGGUUCCUCCAGUCUCUUUGCUUCCGAUGACGGUGUGGUUUCUUACCUCUCCACGGGGGUCAUUCCUGGAGAUGCCUCCCUGAGCCUACAACCUACAGAGGAGAGGGACGAGUGAUAUAUAUAUUUAUAUAGAGGCUGCCUACUGUAAAUGCAGUGCAUACAGGGACUUCACAUAGCGUGCUGCAUGUUCGAAGGGUGAAAAUGAACCUCCUGCACUGUAUGGUUAUAUAUAGCCUCUUGGAAUAGACGGAGCUAGGUGUACCCCAUUAAUUAAUUGGGCAGGGUAUCAGAGGUAGGAAAAUAGUCAGAACUUAAUAUUUACACAAGAUGGUACUUUAUUUUAUAAGUUAUAUUAUCAAAAUGUUGAUUUGACGUGUGUUUAUACAGAACUCCUAUAUAUUGCAGAAUGUUCAUUUUCAACUGGGGAGUGGGAUAACGAGGAGAUUAUUCACUGAACCGUGUUUUAGCGAUUAAACUUCUUUGUGUGUUUACAGAGCACACGCAAAACUGAAUGUAUGAAAAGAAUGGGAUUCUGGGACUGCGCAGGUCAGUGUAUAAGCACCAGAGGCCUGUAAAGUUUUGCACAUGAUUCACAUGUUUCCCUGUCCCCCCCCC
Messenger RNA from Pelobates fuscus (common spadefoot toad), 2078 nucleotides. Its product is annotated as heat shock factor protein 4-like. Gene Ontology annotation, biological process: regulation of DNA-templated transcription. Bases 73 to 1578 code for a protein of 501 amino acids. Lineage: Eukaryota; Metazoa; Chordata; Amphibia; Anura; Pelobatidae. The transcript is spliced from 13 exons. Gene Ontology annotation, molecular function: DNA-binding transcription factor activity; sequence-specific DNA binding. The record is from RefSeq and is a predicted model, not a curated record.